Molecule: messenger RNA, 2782 nt
Organism: Rhagoletis pomonella (apple maggot)
Lineage: Eukaryota; Metazoa; Arthropoda; Insecta; Diptera; Tephritidae
Exons: 2
Coding region: 1981-2400 (139 amino acids)
Biological process (GO): regulation of transcription by RNA polymerase II
Cellular component (GO): transcription regulator complex; nucleus
Source: RefSeq, a predicted model, not a curated record
UGAAGUGUCAAAUGAAAGGGUUUGGCCUCUGGAUGUGCAGUAAGGAUAUAUUUUUUUAAAAGGGUGCCACCUACCACCCCUACCAACAAAAUUUAUAGCGAAUUUACAAUUUAGUAGCUUUCGAAACUAUACCGAGAAAGAAACCCCAAUUUUCAUUUAUAAAAACUGUGCAUACAUACAUAUGUAAUUGUACGUACUGAUGAGAUACCUAACGGUUCCUCACUGACUAAUAUGUUAAACAAAUACCAAUUCAGACUAUAUUGGUCUGGAACGUUAAAUCUAAAUUGUCAACGUCUGCAUGGACUCCUCUUUCUUUUUAUAAGAAUCGGUGGAGGUUAAGUAACUCGAAGCUGUAAAACAAAAUAUAAUAUUUCCUUCUCUAACGGCAAUUUUACACGGGGUUUUGUCAAGAUUGAGCCUAAAGCCCAAUAUUUUUGCAUCACACGAUUGGGCUACCGUUGCACCAAAUUUUAUAUUGUUAUUAUGUGUUCUAAAGAUGCAGCAAAUCUGACCAUAAAUUUUAAGGAUAGAUCUCAAUUAGAGGUGGGCGCGGGAUAUCGGGACCCGCGGGACCCACGGUACCGAUUUCAAAAUGGCCGGGAUGGGCGGUAUCGGGAUGGUCUGUAAAAAUUUUACGGACGUAACGGGACCAAAAUCUUUUCCCGAUACUCCCGAUAAAACCUCAACCUCUGCAAAUUGAGAAAAUCUUCCUUGAAAAAGUUGUAUAAAAUUGGCACUUCUUAUGUUUUAUUGAGAUAAUCAGAGGAUGCUCGUUUUUUAUACAUGUUUUUUUUUUUAUUUAAAAUUAAUUUAAAAGACAUGUGAUUUUUUUAGAGAUAAAUUUCGGGGCCCACGAGCCCGCGGUACAAUUAUGAAAAACUUCGGGGUGGGCGGGUUCGGAACUUAGAAAUUGAAUAAGUGGUUCCAGAUAUAAGCGAGGAAAUUACAUUUUGUAUGCGAGGUGCCUCAUCCUCCUUUCGAAUACGCAUAACUUUUCGCCAUAAGUUCGGUAAUCAUAACAUAUGCAGCUGUGUCAAAUUUCAGAACGAUAGCAUACGCGGUUACACAGAUUUAGCGAAAUAAGAAGUUCACUUUGUAUGGGAGGUUUUCAAUACCUACCACUUGUCGUCAUAAGCACGUUAUUGAUAGCGUUAAUAGCUGUGUCAAAUUUCAGGGCGUUAGCAUAAGCGGUUCCAAAGAAAAAUUAUAUGAGAAUUUCAGUUUAUAUACCACGCCCCCUUUUACAAAAUCUACAACUUUUCGCGGAAGUACAGUAUAGAUAACAUAUGUUCCUGUGUCAAAUUUCAGGACGUUAGCAUUAGCAGUUUUAGGGAUAAGCGCUAUGAGGUUUCAGUUUGUAUGGGAGGUGUCAUGCCCUCUUCCAAAAUCUACCACUUUUCGCCGUAAGUACGGUUUUGAUAGCAUAUAUUAUUUUAGGUCGUUAGCAUAAGUGGUUCCAGUGAAAGGCGAUAUCAGAAUUUUAGUUUGUAUAGGUGGUGCCACGCCCCCUUUUCCAAUAUUUACCACUUUUCGCCAUAAGUACGGUACUGAUAACAUAUGUGGCUAUGUCAAUUUUCAGGAAAUUAGCAUAAUGGCCGGUUUUCGCUAUGUCAAAUUCAAUGGCACAUUUUGUCAAAUUAAUGGAAACGCUUGCCAUUUGGUGCCAUUGCCAUCUUUUGUCAAUCUAUGACAAAAGUUUUAAUAACAGAAACAGGGAACUCAGUGGAAACACCACAGUCUGUGCUUGUCAAUCAAAAUAUUGUCAAAUGGCAUCACAAAUCAAAUUGACAACCUGUUGACAUUUUCCCGCAUUUUUUAAGAAUAAACAUACAAAGCAGCAGUGAGAUACUAAUUGUGCUAUUUUUGCAAUACAUUGGUAAGAGUUUGUUCUUUUAAUAAAAACUAUAUUUUCUGUUUGAAUUGCAAUACUGUAAUUACCAGUAAAGGAAGAAAGCUACGAAAUCAUCGCAUCUGCAUCCCAUGAUAGCAGACCAGCAAGAGAAUCCGGAAACUCGAAGAAAAAUGGACAAGCGCGAGACGGAGAAAUUGAACGAGCACGUACAGCUAAGAGAAGGAACCUGGAAUAUUCUUACUACAACUUAUAAGGAUCGAAAUUUACGGGAGGCGCUCUGGAAGGAGAUAGCUGGCGAAAUGAAGAUGGUACCGUCCGAAAUAAAAAACAAGUGGAACAGUUUGCGUUGCUCCUUCCGGACAACUUUAAACAAAAUGAAUUCAACAAAGAGUGGACAAGGAGCUUCUACCAAGCAACCACCACAAAUCUUCCAUUUGUUAAAGUUUCUAGAACCGACUUUGCGAUUGGAGGCACCAACAAUUUCAAAUUUAUCAGAAGUAUGUAUGCAUCAUUUACAGUACACAUAUUUUGUUCUAUUGUAUUACUAAUUUCGUUUCCUUGUAUGACUUGGGUACUUUGGAUACCAUUGAUGAAAAUGAGAACACUCAGACACCAACUAUUGUCGCGAAACGACGCCGUAAUGACGAUUCGUCGUAUAUUAAAGUAGUAGAACGCGCUUUGGAGACCACGGAGGAAGCUUCCAAGUCGGAUAUUUGGGAUGACAUAGGCAGUUUCGUUACAGCAAAUGGACGCGAGUGGCUCACAAAGUUCCCUGCAUUAGCUGUCGAAUUUAAAACAGAAAUAUAUAAACUUGUACUCAGAUUCCAAGAGAAGGAAACAGAAGCAGAAAUACAAUUCUUAUAAUGCUGUAGCUACACAUGCAUGUGUAUAAGUUCUUAUUAAUUCAACUUUCUUUCGAUAUUUUUUUAU